Molecule: messenger RNA, 693 nt
Organism: Cyphellophora attinorum
Lineage: Eukaryota; Fungi; Ascomycota; Eurotiomycetes; Chaetothyriales; Cyphellophoraceae
Exons: 1
Coding region: 1-693 (230 amino acids)
Source: RefSeq, a predicted model, not a curated record
AUGAACGGUGUCCAAAGCAAGCGGAAGACAUCCCUCGACCCCGAAAAUGAUAAGGAGAACCAGGAGCCAAGCGAAGUCGAAAGAAUUAUGGCUCCACUGAGGGCAAACAAGUCAUCUCUACCCGUCGCUGCCACGUAUAAUUCGCCACGCGAUCGAGUCAGCUCUGGAGUAGCCGAUGUCGAUGAUCUGCCUAGCGACGAUGAAAUGGAGGAGCUGUUCAACGCUGCAGACUGUGACUGGGGUGUAAAUGAGAGCACCGUGCGAGUGGACGACGAAUCUAUGGCAGAUCUUGAAGCGAACAUCACCCAACAAGCCCCGCAAUCCCAUGUGUCAUUGCGAGAUGUGCAGAGAUACCCAGAUGAGGAGCUGCUGGGCACCGGACAGAGCACCAGCCCUACUACGCAACGUGAGACGCAGACUAUCGAUAAAGCCAACUCCUCCGUCCAACUUGAUGACGAUGAUACCUAUAUUGAAUCGACGGCGAACGAGAACCUAUCGUCAGGCAAGCAUAAUGAUUUGCCAGCCUCAGAGAAGCUGUUCAAGUAUGUGCCUAGUACCUGUACUCACGAAAAUGAGACUGCAGAAGAGAAGAAAUUAUGCCUGUUCGAGGACGAUCAGCGACGGAAAUGGGAUGGCUUUCCGCUGGCAAUGUACGAGGAGUUCCAUCGCUGUGCGGUGAUCAUCGACGGAUAG